CUUAAACAUGACAGCAAAACAACACCGAGGGGGAGUGAACUUAUGGACAGCAGUCAUAUUUUGAAGAAAUAUUAUAAAAAUUUCAUCUAAUUAUCUGCAAUUUCAAUCCAGCGAAAAGGUAUUCAGUAGAUGUCCGGCCCCUCAGAGACAUCAGGUGGUAUGUCGCAUCCUGGCCCUUCUCCUGGGGCGGGUAUGUCCCCAGGGCCCAUCUUGGGCCCCAGCCCUGGACCAGAUCCCUCACCGAGCUCUGUUCACAGCAUGAUGGGCCCCAGCCCUGGACCCGGAACACCCAAUGCACCUCACGGCAUGCAGGGCCAGGGACAAAGUGAUUACUCUCAGGACAGCAUGUACUCUAUGCAUAAGCCCAUGGAGGGGAUGAAUGACAAGUCAAUGGCAGAGGCAAUGCACUUUGGUCACAUGAAAGGUGUGGGGAUGAGGUCUCUCCACAGUGGCAUGGGACCUCCACAGAGUCCUAUGGACCAGCACAGCCAAGGGUACAUGUCUCCCCACCCAUCCCCAAUGGGAGUCCAUGAGCACGCUUCAAGUCCCAUGUCAGGAGGCGGAGGUGGACCUACACCACCACAUAUGCCCCCUUCCCAGUCAGGCCCUAUGAUGUCAAUGGAUCCCCAAGGAGGCAUGCCCAACAUGGGCCAGCAGGUGAGGGGGUCAUCUGCUUUUAGUCCAGUACAGCUGCAGCAGCUCAGAGCUCAGAUUCUGGCCUACAAGAUUCUGGGUCGUGGGCAGCCGCUACCGGAAAACCUUCAGCUGGCUGUUCAAGGUAAAAGGAGCCUACCCACAAUGCAACAGCAGCAGCAGCAACCACAACAACAGCCGCAGCCACAGGCACCAAGUGCCAGUCCUUACAACAGGCCUCCAGGUAUGCCAAUGGCACCUAUGGGGGGUCCCCAGUCGAGUCCCUGCCCAGCCCCAGCCAUGCAAGUACUCAAUCAAAGCACAGGACCCAAGCCUUGGGCCGAUGGUCAGUGUGCUGAAAAUCAAACCAUUGCACAGAAGCAGCUCACUCCUGUUGCUAGUGGUCGCCCCUCUCCUGCACCACCUCAGGCCUCUGCUGUGCCAGCUGGGCCCAUGCCGGGCAGUUCGGGGACCCCUCAGCCUCCUGGGCAGCAGGGGUCCGUAAUGCUCCCGAUACAGCACAAGCAGAACCGCAUCACGCCUAUCCAGAAGCCCCAGGGCUUGGACCCAGUGGGAAUCCUGCAGGAGAGAGAAUACAGACUGCAGGCUCGGAUUGCGCAUCGAAUCCAGGAACUGGAAAGUCUGCCAGGCUCGCUGCCUCCGGACCUCAGGACUAAAGCCACAGUGGAGCUCAAGGCUCUGCGUCUGCUCAACUUCCAGCGUCAGCUGAGGCAGGACGUCGUGGCCUGUAUGAGACGAGACACGACCCUGGAGACGGCCCUCAACUCGAAGGCUUACCGGCGCAGCAAGCGGCAGACGCUGAGGGAGGCACGCAUGACCGAGAAGCUGGAGAAGCAGCAGAAGCUCGAGCAGGAAAAGAAGCGCAGGCAGAAACAUCAGGAAUAUCUCAACAGCAUCCUUCAACAUGCCAAGGACUUCAAAGAGUAUCACCGCUCUGUGUCCGGUAAGAUGCAGAAGCUCACCAGAGCCAUCGCCACCUGGCACACCAACACGGAGCGUGAGCAGAAGAAGGAGACGGAGAGAAUCGAGAAGGAGAGGAUGAGGAGACUCAUGGCAGAAGACGAGGAAGGGUACCGAAAACUAAUCGAUCAAAAGAAAGACAAGCGUCUGGCCUACUUGCUGCAGCAGACGGAUGAAUAUGUGGCCAACCUCACCACCCUGGUGUAUGAACACAAAGCUGCUCAAGCUGCCAAGGAGAAGAAGAGGAGACGGAAGAGAAAGAAGAAGGUGGAUGGCGAUGGUGAAGGCACUAGCGCAAUUGGACCCGAUGGAGAGCCCAUGGAUGAAAGCAGCCAGAUGAGUGAGCUGCCUGUCAAAGUGAUUCAGACUGAGACCGGGAAAGUUUUGCAGGGAACCGAGGCCCCAAAAUCCAGCCAGCUGGAGGCUUGGCUCGAGAUGAACCCCGGGUAUGAAGUGGCCCCGCGGUCAGACAGCGAGGAGAGCGGCUCAGAGUUUGAAGAGGAGGAGGAAGAUGAGGCGUCCAAAGGAGAGACAGAGGAGAAGAAGAUAAUCGAUCCCAAUGGAGAUGGAGCCACUGAGGGUGCUGCCAAGAACAUCAUCGAGUCAGCCAAGCAGGAUGUGGAUGAUGAGUACAGUGUUCCUACUGGCCAAACCAGCUCCCAGUCUUACUACGGCGUGGCCCACGCUGUCAUUGAGAGGGUGGAGAAGCAGUCGUCACUGUUGAUCAAUGGGAUGCUCAAACAGUACCAGAUUCAGGGGCUCGAGUGGAUGGUGUCCUUGUACAACAACAAUCUCAACGGCAUCUUGGCUGAUGAAAUGGGGCUCGGCAAAACCAUCCAAACCAUCGCCCUUAUCACCUACCUGAUGGAGCACAAGAGGCUCAAUGGUCCCUUUGUCAUCAUCGUUCCUCUCUCGACCUUGUCUAACUGGGUCUAUGAGCUUGACAAAUGGGCUCCGUCUGUGGUUAAGAUUGCUUACAAGGGCACCCCUGCUUUGCGUCGUGGGCUGGUGCCUCAGCUCCGCAGCGGGAAGUUCAACGUCUUGCUGACCACCUAUGAAUACAUCAUCAAAGACAAGCAUAUACUGGCUAAGAUUCGCUGGAAGUACAUGAUCGUUGACGAGGGUCACCGCAUGAAGAACCACCACUGUAAACUGACACAGGUGCUGAACACGCACUACGUGGCCCCCCGUCGGCUGCUCCUCACCGGGACUCCUCUGCAGAACAAGCUGCCCGAGCUGUGGGCCCUGCUCAACUUCCUGCUGCCCACCAUCUUCAAGUGCUGCAGCACCUUCGAGCAGUGGUUUAACGCACCCUUCGCCAUGACAGGAGAGAGGGUUGACUUAAACGAGGAGGAAACCAUCUUGAUCAUCCGGCGUCUGCACAAAGUGCUCCGCCCGUUUCUCCUGCGCAGGCUGAAGAAAGAGGUGGAGUCUCAGCUGCCAGAGAAGGUGGAGUAUGUCAUAAAGUGUGACAUGUCUGCCAUACAGAAGGUUCUGUACCGCCACAUGCAGAAAGGCAUCCUCCUCACUGACGGCUCAGAGAAAGACAAGAAGGGCAAAGGUGGAGCAAAGACCUUAAUGAACACCAUCAUGCAGCUGAAGAAGAUCUGCAACCACCCGUACAUGUUCCAGCACAUUGAAGAAUCCUUUGCUGAGCACUUGGGCUAUCCGAACGGCAUCAUCAGUGGGCCUGAUCUGUAUAGAGCAUCUGGGAAGUUUGAGCUCCUCGAUCGCAUCCUACCGAAGCUCCAGGCCACCAACCACAGAGUGCUGCUGUUCUGCCAGAUGACCACUCUCAUGACAAUCAUGGAGGACUAUUUCGGAUACCGCAACUUUCAGUACUUGCGUCUUGAUGGAACCACCAAGUCCGAGGACCGAGCAGCACUGCUGAAGAAAUUCAAUGAGGAAGGCUCUCAGUACUUCAUCUUCCUCCUGAGUACCAGAGCUGGCGGCCUCGGCCUCAACCUGCAGGCUGCUGACACUGUGGUCAUCUUUGACAGUGACUGGAACCCUCACCAGGACCUUCAGGCUCAGGACCGGGCUCACCGCAUCGGCCAGCAGAACGAGGUGCGCGUGCUUCGUCUCUGCACUGUCAACAGCGUCGAAGAGAAAAUCUUGGCUGCUGCCAAAUACAAACUGAACGUUGAUCAGAAGGUCAUCCAGGCCGGCAUGUUUGACCAGAAGUCGUCGGGCCACGAGCGCCGCGUCUUUCUCCAGGCCAUCUUGGAGCACGAGGAGCAGAACGAGGAGGAAGAUGAGGUGCCUGAUGAUGAAACUCUGAACCAGAUGAUAGCCCGCAAUGAGGAUGAAUUUGAGCUCUUCAUGCGCAUGGACAUGGACCGGCGCAGGGAGGAUGCUAGGAACCCAAAGCGUAAGCCUCGCCUAAUGGAGGAGGACGAGCUGCCUUCUUGGAUCAUCAAAGACGACGCCGAAGUGGAGCGGCUCACCUACGAAGAGGAGGAGGAGAAGAUGUUUGGUCGAGGGUCUCGCUGCCGUCGGGACGUGGACUACAGCGACACGCUGACUGAAAAACAGUGGCUGCGGGCGAUUGAAGAUGGAAACCUGGAGGAGAUGGAGGAGGAGAUCCGGCUGAAAAAGCGCAAACGCAAAAGACGUCAGGACAAGGACUCCGGCAGAGAGGACGGAGGCACGAAGGCCAAGAAGAGACGUGGACGACCGCCAGCAGAGAAGCUGUCCCCCAACCCGCCCAAACUCACCAAGCAAAUGAACGCCAUCAUUGAUACAGUGAUCAACUACAGAGACGGCUCUGGAAGGCAACUCAGUGAAGUGUUUGUCCAGCUUCCAUCCAGGAAGGAACUCCCAGAAUAUUACGAACUGAUCCGAAAACCCGUGGACUUCAAAAAAAUCAAGGAACGUGUGAGAAACCAUAAAUACAGGAACGUGGGGGACCUGGAGAAGGACGUGAUGCUGCUCUGUCAAAACGCACAGACCUUCAACUUGGAGGGAUCCCAGAUAUACGAGGACUCCAUCGUUCUUCAGUCUGUUUUCAAGAGCGCCAGACAGAAGAUCGCCAAGGACGAUGACAGCGAUGACGACAGUGAGGAGGAGGAGGACGACGACGACGAUGACUCAGAGGCCGAGGCCAAGUCAGUGCGGGUAAAGAUCAAGCUGAGCAGGGAGGCACGCGGCCACGACAAAGGCAAGAAGAGGCAGAGCCGAGGGAAGGCCAAGCCGGUGGUCAGCGACGACGACAGCGACGAGGACCAGGAUGAUAAUGAUCAAUCAGACAAGAGCAAAAGUGAUGACGAGUGACGAAGGAGAAGCAAGGGCGCGAGGAUAUUGUUUACAGCACUUAGAAACAAAGGACAAUAUCUUCCA
Messenger RNA from Maylandia zebra (zebra mbuna), 4953 nucleotides. RefSeq names its product SWI/SNF related BAF chromatin remodeling complex subunit ATPase 2 (gene smarca2). Gene Ontology annotation, biological process: regulation of DNA-templated transcription. NCBI's taxonomy places the organism in Eukaryota, Metazoa, Chordata, Actinopteri, Cichliformes, Cichlidae. Gene Ontology annotation, cellular component: nucleus. Gene Ontology annotation, molecular function: ATP binding; histone binding. The record is from RefSeq and is a predicted model, not a curated record.